AUGGAAGAAAAGAAGCGCCAGACCCAACCUACCGGAACCAUCCACCCGCGCAUCGUCAUUCACGGUGGCGCAGGAAACAUCACUCGCGCAUCCCUACCGCGCGAGACUUACGAGCAGUAUCGUAGCUCCCUGCUGCGCAUUCUAGAUGCCGCCGCGGAUAAGCUGGCGGAACCGGGUGCUACAGCGCUCGACGUCGCGACGUACGCGGUUACGCUCUUGGAAGAAGACCCGUUGUUUAAUUCCGCACAUGGAGCGGUGUUUACGCGCCGAGGCAACAACGAACUUGAGGCUAGCGUUAUGGUGUCGGAUGGGUAUAGGAAGCGCGGCGUGGCAUGUACGUUGUUGCGGCGGGUGCGGAAUCCGAUUCUGCUAGCUAAGGAGUUGCUUGUGCGCGGGGAGCAGGCGGAUGGGGGUGGUGGAGCCGGGGAUCAUUGUUUUUACAGUGGGGAGGUUGCGGAGGGGUUGGCGAGGAGUUGGGGGUUGGAGAUUGUGGAGCCGAGUUGGUUUUUUACGCAGAGGAGGUGGGAUGAGCAUUUGAGGGGGUUGGAGGAGGAGGGGAAGAUGGGUGGUGAUGCAGGGAUGGGGGUACGUGAGACGAGCGAAUGGGAGAAGAAUCAUUAUUUACCGCUAGGGACGUGCGGUGCUGUUGUUGUGGAUUGCUAUGGGACUAUAUGUACUGCUACGUCUACAGGGGGUUUGACGAACAAGGUUGAUGGACGCGUUGGCGAUACACCAACUAUAGGAGCUGGAUUCUGGGCCGAAGAGUGGUACGAGGAUGCUCCAGCUGCGAAGAUGCAGUAUCAGCCCGUCCCGCAGGCUGUGGCACCAAUAGACAAGCUCUCCAGAGGCGACCUGUACGGUGCGCUUGGCGGCUGUCUCCCAACACUCGGCUCGUCCUCCUCAAGACAAACCGCAGCAACGCCAAGUCCGGACAAUAAAGAACCUAUCCCCGUUCGCCAUGCCGUGGGUCUUUCGGGGACCGGCAAUGGCGACUCUUUCCUCCGCACAUCGGCCGCCCGAACGACAGCGGCCAAAUCUCGCUUUUCUUCGCAAUCUCUCAGCGACGCAACCACAUGGAUGGUCGGCCGCGGUGGUGAACUCCAAAAAAGUGCCGGCAACCGAUGGGACGGGGUCCACGAAGGCGUCGGUGGAAUCAUAGGUAUCGAGCUUGUUGGGAAUAAAGUACAAGUCGUCCAGGACUACAAUUGCGGCGGCAUGUUCCGCGCAUGGACCGAGGAGAACGGAAGUCGCAAGGUUUCAAUCUUUCGAGAAGAUGGGUGGGGGAGCGGACCGCAAAGUUGGUGGGAUAUCUGA
Bipolaris victoriae FI3 is the source of this 1314-nucleotide messenger RNA. RefSeq lists its product as hypothetical. The transcript has a single exon. Gene Ontology annotation, molecular function: hydrolase activity. NCBI's taxonomy places the organism in Eukaryota, Fungi, Ascomycota, Dothideomycetes, Pleosporales, Pleosporaceae. The record is from RefSeq and is a predicted model, not a curated record. The coding region runs from base 1 to 1314 and encodes 437 amino acids.